Anopheles stephensi (Asian malaria mosquito) is the source of this 6822-nucleotide messenger RNA. It is a transcript of the gene nrv3, whose product is annotated as sodium/potassium-transporting ATPase subunit beta-2. Bases 536 to 1477 code for a protein of 313 amino acids. Gene Ontology annotation, cellular component: sodium:potassium-exchanging ATPase complex. The record is from RefSeq and is a predicted model, not a curated record. Lineage: Eukaryota; Metazoa; Arthropoda; Insecta; Diptera; Culicidae. The transcript is spliced from 8 exons. Gene Ontology annotation, molecular function: ATPase activator activity. Gene Ontology annotation, biological process: potassium ion import across plasma membrane; intracellular potassium ion homeostasis; intracellular sodium ion homeostasis.
AACUCUUCGCGAAGGGUUGGUUGGAUAAAUAACCAAGGCAGUUGGCAGCGUGGUGACUCGUUUUCAGAACCGCGACUGAAUCGGUUACAGGCGUAUCGUAGCUGCUGGUUCGAGCGCGUUUUCUACCGAACGCACUCUGAAAAGGUGCUCUACGCUGUGUAGUUUUGGGGAUCAGAGUGUUCGGGUGCUGGGAACGAGUUUGCUGCUGUGUGCUGUGCGUGUGUGUGUGAGCGUUCGCGCGCGUGUUUGUGGAUAACCGAGAAAGCGGAAGCGGAAGAGCGAGCGCAGUAGAGCGUGCGAGAGAGCGACGAGUGAUUGUUUGGAGUUGUGGAGAGCAUCGUGGAGUGGGGCAUCGAGUUGCAAACUCCAGAAGGGAGGAAGGAAAAAAGUGUGCCGUGUGCGUUGGUGCUCGAGAAGGAUCAAAGAUCGAUCGAUUUUUCGGUGGGGGCCAGUAACGGAUCAACAGGACAACAGACCACUGCCAAGCGUGUGUGUGUGUGUGCACAGCAUUAGACAGCAGUAACAGCAGCAAACCAUGGCGGACAAAAAGGUAGCGGAACAGUACUAUGCCCCACCGCCCAAGCUGGGCAAAUGGGAAGGAUUUAGGACGUUCCUGUGGAACAGCGAAACCAGCCAAUGCCUUGGCCGUACCGGAUCCAGCUGGGCGAAAAUCCUCUUCUUCUACGUGUGCUUCUAUGCUGCCCUGAUCGGAUUCUUUGCCGCGAUGCUGGCGGUGUUCUGGCAGACGCUAGACAUGCAGAUGCCCAAAUAUCAACUUGACAGCUCGCUGAUUGGAUCGAAUCCAGGUCUGGGCUUCCGACCGACACCUCCAGAGUACCAGAAUGUGGAGAGUUCGUUAAUCUGGUACCGAGCCUCCGACAACGGCAACGUCGAGAUCUGGACCAAACUUAUCGAUGAGUUUUUGGAGCCUUACACGCUAGAGGAAGAUAAUCGCGUCGAUUGCUCGUUCGACAAUCCGCCACCGGAGGGCAAGGUUUGCAAAGUUCCUAUGACUAACUGGUCUCCGUGCGUCAAGGAUAACAAAUACAACUUUAAGAAGAAGAGCCCAUGCAUAUUCUUGAAGCUUAACAAGAUCUACAACUGGGUACCGGAUAUGUACAAUACCUCUACCAACUUGCCGGAAAAGAUGCCCGACGAUCUCAAGGAGCACAUCCGUGGCGAGGAAGCUCGAGGAAACAAAAACACUAAUGUGGUUUGGGUUUCCUGUUCCGGUGAGAACCCUGCCGAUAAUGAGCACAUCGGUGCCAUCCAGUACAUCCCGCGUCGUGGAUUCCCCGGAUAUUUCUUCCCGUACAAGAACGUUGAUGGAUAUCUGCCGCCCGUAGUAGCGGUCUACUUCGAAAAACCAAAGACUGGCGUCCUCAUCAACAUCGAGUGCAAAGCCUGGGCCCGCAACAUCAUGUACGAUCGGGCCGAGCGAAGAGGGUCCGUUCAUUUCGAGCUGAUGAUCGAUUAAAUCGGCACGCUCGUAACUCGUGACCGUGUUUUUGCAGCAGCGAAUUACCACCAAGCGGGUCAUUUCGCGCACAUUUCGCCGGGCGCACGUGUUAUCAUCGUUUUUUUAUGUUUUGUUGAUGUAGAGAGCAAAGUUAGGGCGCGACCGAACUGCGACCGUCGGUAAGCGCGCGCACGACAGCGAGCGAGAAGGCACAAAGCAGGCCUAGGAAGAGUAUCGUGUAUGAGUUUAUGAGCUAGCGUUAGGACAACCGCAGAACAAGCAGCAGCAGCAGCAGCAGCAGCAAAAUGUAGUACGCAAGCAGCCACGUGGAGUAGUCCGGUUUUGUUGGAGCGGAAGAUCGUCGAAAUUGAAGUUUGUGGAAAACAAACAAACGCAACGGACGAGCGUGCAAUACCAAAAACAUACCGAAGCUAAACAGUCGUAAAACAAAGCUGGGAGGGCGCGUAAUCAAGGGCAUAAAUAUAAACAGAAGAAGAAAAAAAAAACCAACCACAUUGUAGUAGUCGACGAGAUCGAGAGUGUGUGUGUGGCGUAAUCGUUUGAAUCAUUUGGCUAGGCAUUUUAUACUUUUCCGUUGGCGUACUUCAGCCCGCCAGCGGUUGGCCAGAAGAUUGUUGUAUGAUUUUGUUAUUGCAAUAGUAUACAUAAUACCCACGUUAAAGCAAAAACGGGAAAAGAAAAGCAAAAGCAGAAACUAUUAAUAAAGGCGAAAACAAAACAAAACCCAGUCAAAAGGAUUUAAGACCAUCGUAAUAACUGUAGGUAAGUUGUACAGCUAAUUGCAAGGAAGAAAACACACACACACAGAGAACAAAGCAAACGCAAAUUCAAGAAAACUCCCGUCGCUGGAGGCAUUCCGCUCUCGGCUUCAGCCAUGUAAGGCAGGGAGGCUUACAGAAGAAAAUCUUUAAAAAACCCUUACCGACUUCGAUUCGGCGCGUACCCCGAACGCGUGUACUGUACGCGGUAGUCGCAGGAGAGCGAAUGUGUUCUUUAGGUGCAGAUGCUAGAUAUAGUGUGUAACAGAAAAAUCUACAAAAGGAAACCUUUCCGUAAAAAACUCUCUCCACCAUCUUACAUACACCGAAACACCCGCAUAGCAUGAUGAUCUCGCUGGCAAAGCAAACAUAGCAAAACUAGGACCGAAUGGUAUACAGCAGGGCGAGAACCGAGAAGAGUAUGGCAUAGAAACAAGGGAGGGAAAGCUUCCUUAAGCCCUACGAAAAAAGAAAAACGGUUUCGGUUCGGCUACUCCAUUCGCAUCUGCGUCGUCGAUUCGCUUUCUUGAGCCUCCCAGGUAAAAUAGUCUGCAAAUUGUAGAUCUCUAGUUUGAAGCGCCCGUCGUACAUCAGCAAAAUGAGCAUCAACCAACCAAAAUGGAGCAAUGUAGUUUGUAUCACACACUCACACACACACACACACGCUAAACUUUCUUCUCGUGCCGUACUCACAAACAGACAUACAUAAACACACAAAAACACACACACACGCUGUGCAGUGGCCCCGAUGGCCGUAUGGGUAUACUCCCGUUUUUUUUUCUCAAAACACACCAUGUACGAUGUACUACUACUAGGCAAAGCAGCUAAUGGAGAAUAAAAUAAAUUAAUAAAACACACUCAAAAAAACAAAAAUCCCAUAAAACGACAACCAAAUGGACGGUUUUCUUUUUCAUCUUGAUGACGGUACGCGCCGUACUGUCAUCAAGCUUUGUAAGCGUGUGUGCGUACUUAUUGCGUCGCGUAUUGUAGUAAGUAGCGAUUUAAAUGAAGAAGAAAAAACAAACAAAAUGGAGUAGCUCCGUAACAUCGACGUGCGCUUUGUUUGAGUUUAGGUGAACAAAACCAAACACAAACAAAAUGGUAGCGUGUUCUGCUAGUAAGUCGUGUAAGAAGUAAGCAACACCCUUACUCAAAACAAAGGUAAUAAAAACCAUAGACGGGCCUCUUUCUAUUCUGUAUCACUCACUGCCCAACCAACAUGAAUACGUUAAAAGGAGAACAAAAAAUCGAAUGAAAUAAUAAAAACGAUAACCCUUACGCUGUGUAAUGUGAAGCUGGCGGAAGUUUAUAGAACAAAUGAAACAAAUGAAAUGAAAACGACAACAAUGAUGCGAAAAUGUUAAAAACAUAUAAAAAUCGAAAUGAACGAUCGCAGCAGCAAAACGUGACAUCAGUUAAUUCGUUGUAUAGAAAAAAGAUCUAAUCUAAAAACCAACAGCAACAAAAAAAAUCGUUAGCAAAAAUAAGUUAUAAAACACAACCUAUAAAGCGCGAACCUAGUGUUAAAACAAGAGAAGGAAAGAGAGAGAGAGAGCAAAGAAACAAUGAUGUCGAAUGAAGGUGGUGAUGGCAAUGCUUUAACGUGUUAGUUCAAUAUGCGGGGCCUGUUUCUUGUGUUCGUUGUGAUUGUUAUUAUAGUCGCCAAUUUUUAAAACGAUAUUACUAGACACUCGGAUACUAGGACACUCGGACACUAGGCAGGUGACGGCAGUGACGUUGAAAAACAUCACUUGUGAUGUUUAUCUUCCUAGAUUGAAUUCUUUCGCUUUAAAAUCCAGACGCCAUGCUUCGGUCUAAAUGUUUAGGAGCGGCUCUUUCACAUGUACUGGAACACCUGUCUUAAGGAGUAGGCUUCUGUCACACCGAAAAUCUUUGAUAAUUGUCCGUGCCUGCGUGUGCGUGAUUGUGUGCGUGUGUGUGUAAAUGUUUGGAUUAUUUGUCAAGCUUAAGCUGCAUCAGCCGAGCUAGGUUAGGGUUAUGUUUUCACAAUAAAACAAUGUAUCGAACGUGUUUGAAGCGAAUCUAUCCCUGUUGUCACUUGAUUUGGUGUUCCAUUCUGCUGGCAUACUUUGCUCGAUAACUUGGAGCACAAUUAUCUGGUAGGAGAUGUAUACUUAGAACCAUGCCAUAAUUGGCUAUGGUUGCCACUAACACAGUUUAUAAUUGGAAGUUCGAUUCUUCACGCAGAAUAUGUGAGAUGAAAAUGAGAAGAGGUAACUGUACCUCCGUUCAGUGACUUCAGACUUGAGUGGAGCGAUGAGGCUCACAGAAUUAACACACUCAGCCAUUAUCCACGCACACAUACAAGACGCGCAGGAUCGAAAAGUGGUUUAAAUAGGAGUGUAAUACUCUAAUAGAACUUAUCGUCCUUUUUUCUCCGAGCUUGAAGGCAUCUGUGUAGAACACACACACAUUAAAACGAGUUAUAAGUAUUUUUUUAACGAAUAUAAAGUAUAACAAAUCGAAUCGAUCGAAUUGAAGUAAACGACACACACACACGAUCGCACAAGGAUCGCCCAAGCACGCCCAUUUUUGUUUAGGCUAAGUAUCUAACGGCAGCGAGCAAGCGAACUAUUUGUUUAGCGAUACCGUUUGCAUCCAUCGUUUGUGUAAGUGGUGUACGUGGUUUGUUAAGUUUACGGGGGUGACAUUUGAUGGCCACCAGCCUGUCAGUCUGUUUUUUUGUCGAUCGUUCGUGUUUGUAAGGCGCGGCACGCUGCACGCAUAUACGCAUAUAGAAAUAUAUAUAUAAAUAGGUAUUAAACAUGUGUUUUGCACUGGCAAGGUGUGUGGUUGGUAGGUUUUUUAUUUACUUUAAUUUCGUUCCUUAUAUGCAUCGGCUGCGUACAUCCUUACAUCUGCCCAAACAUCUGUCAAGCCCUAUGCCGCAUGGAGGAGAGCACAUGUGUAGUUAUUGUGCGAAAGUUAGUAAGAGCUAAGAUAAACGAAAAAGUGGAAGGAGGAUGAAAAAACAGCAUACAAAAAGAAACAACCCCUAAACAGAAUAUAGCGCUAAAUUUUAAUUAACAUUAACGUUACAAAUGGUAAAAAGAAGAAUAAGACACAUCCGCAAAACCUGCGGGAAGGAAUAGAAAUCUCUAACUUAGCGAAAGAGAGAUGCUGAAACAAAAACAAAAAAAAUCUAUUGUUAGUCGAGAAUAUUUACUAGGAUACCGAUCAGUUGAUGGCAUAAGUGAAGUAAAAAAAAAAAAACACACACACAAUCCCAAACAACUAUACACAAUCUACACAACGCAUACAAAACAAAAAACAAAACAGAUGAUAAUGAAUAAAACCUUCUAGAUAUAAACAAAGCAAAGCAGAAAACAAAAGAAAGCAAAGAAACAUGCCGUUGAAUAAUAAAAGUAAAAGUAAUACAUUAAAAAGCAAACAAAAAUCAGAAGAGAAGCCGACAGGACACACUUAACAGCAGACGAUCUUUAUUUGCAAUACUUCACAGGCACACACACAUAGACACUCGAGGACACGCCUAAACCGUGUGGCGCACACGACCAUUUGCACACGCCACAUUUAUAUACACGAGCACUCACACAAACACGAACAAAACACACACACACACAAAUUAGUUUAAAUAUACCUGUCGUUGGGUAGUGUCGCUUUUUGAAGAUCUGUGGAUUGGAGAAAGAGAAGGUAAAAUAAUACAAAUCACGCAGAACUAGCAGGUUUUGCAACAGAAAAAAAAAAACAGACAAACAAACAAAACACCCAAUACCACAUUACUUAAUACUAUAAAAAAAAACUAUAAAACAAAAGAAAGCCCAAUAAAUUGCAAACAAAGAAGAAUGAUAAACAAAGUAAAGGAAGACCCAAAAUCGUUAGAAAUUCGAGAAACAAACAAAAGAGGAGAAAAAAGAAACAAAAAAAAAACAUAAAAAGAGAUGAAAAUGAUCCAAACGCUUAAGCGAGUAAGCGUUUGUAAGUGCAGCUUUUAGUUUCUUUUCACAGACACACAGAAAAACAAACACACACACUUUAAUGGGAAGCCAUGCGGGAAUGGGCAAGGAAAUAGUUGAAAAAAGUAAUAAAAUAAAGAGAGAAUUUGAAACAAACAAAGAAAGGCUACUCGACGGAAGGCUAUCGAAGAUCUAUUUGAGACAGACCACCCACCACAUUAAUAACACAAGAAGUAUAAUCGAAAAUUGGGGCGUGACGGUAAAGUAAAGGAAUGAAGUGUAACAAACAAAAAGAAACAAAAAGCAUAAACAAUUGAGAGGUAAAAUUCUUUUUUUUUUCUGUUAGUAUGCAACACGCAACACGAAAAUGAGCGAUUGGAAAUGGCCGAUGGCGAUUGGUUUGAUCGGGAAAGGUUCUUUAGGAUGGUGGAAGAGAUCGAAGUAGGUGGUGAGAAGGCGAGUGGAUGGAAAGGGGGGCAAAGAGUGCAGGGGUGAGGGAGCUGGGGAAGGAACAUCACAUCAUAGCAAUGGUCACAGAAUGGUGGUAGUGUGAAGCGAUGAGAGGGGAAUGGAUGGGCCGGCUGGAAAAAAAGGAAUGUAAAGCUAUUAAAUCUUUUUAAUAAACCAAUUAUUGAAAUAAAGAAGAAAA